GGCGCGGGCGGCUCCGCGCGCGGUGGGCUCGGGGGCAAGGAAAGAUGGCAGCACGGCGGAUUGCCCAGGAGACUCUUGACGCUGUGCUACAGGAAAAAGUGAAACGAUACCACGUGGACCCCAGUGCUGAGGCUGUCAGCAAAACGCUUCAGUUGGAAGCCCCAGAUCUGUUAAGGGCAGCCCCAAGAACCAGAGCGGACAUGUAUGAGGGUGCUCCGAGUGAGGGCAGGUCUCUCAGCAGCUCUGCGCCUCACUCUCGAGACACUGGGCGAGAAGGUCUCAGAGGCGAAGUGUUUCCAGGACCUUCCUUCCGGUUAAGCAACCCUGCCGUCAGCGAUGACAGCUACUUUCGAAAAGAAUGUGGCCGGGGCCUGGAGUUUGCCCACCCUGACUCUCGGGACCCUGGCUUUGGCCCCAGGAAAUUGGGACAUUUCCAGGCUCCGGACUGGAAGCUGGCGGUGCAUGGCUCGUGGGAGCAGGGCCUUGGCCCCCAGAUCUCUUCAGAGCCCUCGUGGGCACGGGAGUGCGGGUUGGGUCCUCCUGCUGUGCCAGGGGACGCCACCUCCUCCAGGCGUGGGGAGAAAGAGUGUGUGGAGGAGGAGAGUCGGGAUUACGACUCGGACCUCCCAGGGGAAGCUGACACUGUGCCCAGGGGCCACGGGCAAGUCCAAGCUAGAGGCCAGGAAGGUGCCCUCCUGGGAAAGGGGGACACUGAGGGCCUGCUCACGGCCAAGGGGGGUACUGGGAAACUCAACACGCUGAAGAGUGUGGCCACAAAAAAAGUACCUGCUGUAAACCGCAUCCCUUCCAAACCUCAGGGCACCCGCCAAAGCCAGAAAGCCACCCUGCGCCCCGAGGUGACCCUGGGGACACACCCGGGGAUGGAGGACAUCCAGCUCCCCAUUCCCAAGGGCCCUCUGGGGCUGGACCUGAAGGCCAUCCGCUUUCCCCGCAGGAGGACGAGCUUUGACCUCAUAGAUAAGGCCGAUGUCUUCUCGCGCUUCGGUGUGGAGAUAAUCAAGUGGGCGGGGUUCCAUACAGUCAGAGAGGACGCCAGGUUCUCGCAGCUCUUCCAGACCCUCUUUGAACUCGAGACCGAGACCUGUGCGAAGACCCUCGCCUCCUUCAAGUGCUCCUUGAAACCAGAGCACAGAGAUUUUUGCUUUUUUACUAUCAAAUUUUUAAAGCACUCCGCUUUGAAAACACCCCGAGUGGAUAAUGAGUUUUUAAACAUGCUUUUAGACAAAGGUGCUGUGAAGACCAAAAAUUGCUUUUUUGAGAUCAUAAAGCCCUUCGACAAGUACAUCAUGAGGCUCCAGGACCGCCUUCUGAAGAGCGCCACGCCCCUGCUCAUGGCCUGCAAUGCCUACGAGCUGAGCGUCAAGAUGAAGACCCUUACCAGCCCCCUGGACCUGGCGCUGGCCCUAGAGACCACCAACUCCCUCUGCCGGAAGUCACUGGCCCUGCUGGGACAAACCUUCUCCCUGGCCUCCUCCUUCCGGCAGGAGAAAAUCUUAGAAGCCGUGGGCCUCCAAGACAUUGCCCCCUCCCCUGCCUCCUUUCCCAACUUUGAGGACUCCACUCUGUUUGGGCGGGAGUACAUGGAGCACUUGAAGGCCUGGCUGCUGGCCAGCGGGUGCCCCCUGCGGCUCAGGAAGGCCCAGCCAGCGCCGGAAGAGGGGGAAGAGGAGGAGAGGGCCAGUCCUGCAAAGUCUGACCUGCACCCCGAGGCGCCCAGGCCACUGGAUGCCGCGGUGCCCCCACGCGCGGAUCACACGGUGGUGUCCACCAUUGAGCAGCUGGUCACGCGUGUCCUGGACGGCAGCCUGUCCCCCAAGGAGAGAGCCGCUCUCAAGCAGGACCCGGCAUACUGGUUUCUGGCUGACGAGGGCAGCCUGGAGUACAAAUACUACGAGCUGAAGUUGGCAGAGGCCAGGCCGAGGAUCCGGGGGGGGCCUAGCUCCCAGCAGCCGCCCACCCCAGCCGAGUGCGCCGUGCGGGCCAUGCUGUAUGCGCGCGUUGUUCACAGCCUCAAGAAGAAGCUGCUCCCGGUCCGCCGGCGGCGGCCCCUGCGGGCCCAGGGCCACCGGGGCUGGUGGGCUGGGCGAGCCACCGCCGGCACGCAGAUGCGCCGGUCCCCCGGUGCCCGGCCAAAACCUCUCAGCCGGCGGGCUGUAGGCUCCUCACAGACCAAGUCACCCCUGCCAGGAGGAAGAGAUGCCACCAAGGACGACCUGCCAGGUCCAACCGGGUCUCCGCCUGCAGCAUGCAGCCCUGAAGACGCAGGCCCAGCAGGCACGGACAUCCUGGGCACCCCUCGGACCUCUCCCUGCCCAGCUGCCAAGGUGGACACAAAGACCAUGGAGACCGCAGAGAAGCUGGCCAAGUUUGUGGCUCAGGUGGGACCCGAGAUCGAGCAGUUCAGCAUAGAAAACAGCACCGACAACCCCGACCUCUGGUUUCUCCAUGACCAAAGCAGCCCCGCCUUCAGAUUUUACCGGAAGAAAGUGUUUGAGCUGUGCCCGUCCAUUUCCUUCCCCCCACCCCGCCUCCCGCCUCCCGCCAGCACGGGCCCCGCAGACCCCACUGCGGCCCGGGGUGGGUUGGAGGACGAAGACCCUGAGGAGGAAGAGGAGGAAGGGGGAGAGGAGGCUCCAACCCAUGGCGCCUCCGGGCACGGAGCAGGAGCCGGCAAGCCCGAGGGCUCGGAGGGCAGCCUUGCGGCUGACGGCCUCCCUGCAGAGGCGGCUGAGGAGGAGCCGGCCGGGCCGGGCCUGGCACAGGCUGCACCUGGCACCUGCCUGCCCCGCAAGAGGAUGAGCAGCAAGUCUCUGAAGGUCGGAAUGAUUCCUGCGCCCAAGAGGGCCUGCCUUGUGCCGGAACCGGAAGUCCACGAGCCGGUCCGGAUUGCCUAUGACAGGCCUCGGGGUCGGCCCAUAGCCAAGAAGAAGAAACCCACAGACUUGGACUUCCCGCAGCAGAAGCUCACCGGCCAGAACCUGGGCUUCCAGAUGCUGCAGAAGAUGGGCUGGAAAGAGGGCCAUGGCCUGGGCUCCUGCGGGACAGGCAUCCGCGAGCCCGUCAGCGUGGGGACGCGCUCAGAAGGGGAGGGCCUGGGCGCCGACGGGCCUGAGCGGACGGAGGACACGUUUGAUGUCUUUCGGCAGAGGAUGAUGCAGAUGUACCGGCACAAACGGGCUAACAAGUAGGCAGGGGACACAAAGGAUUGUGGUUUGAGGUCAGCACGGACAAAAAGUGAACAAGAUCUGUGUCAACGCACUGUGAGGUACGCCUGGCAUCCCAGCUCUGCCUGUGGGAGGCAUAACCAGGACCUAAAAAUGAAGCAAAAGGGGCUGGAGCAUCACUCAAGCGGUGGAGUGUCUGUGUACCAAGUGUGAGGUUUGCAGUUCAAACCCCAGGACCAGGGGGAAAAGUCACAAAAGAAGAUUGUGUGUCAUCCUAGCUGCUCAGGAGGCUGAGAUCUGAGGAUCAUGGUUCAAAGCCAGCCCAGGCAGGA
Messenger RNA from Dipodomys spectabilis (banner-tailed kangaroo rat), 3517 nucleotides. It is a transcript of the gene Sugp2, whose product is annotated as SURP and G-patch domain containing 2. The coding region runs from base 45 to 3209 and encodes 1054 amino acids. Gene Ontology annotation, molecular function: RNA binding. Gene Ontology annotation, cellular component: nucleoplasm. The record is from RefSeq and is a predicted model, not a curated record. Gene Ontology annotation, biological process: RNA processing. The transcript has 11 exons. Lineage: Eukaryota; Metazoa; Chordata; Mammalia; Rodentia; Heteromyidae.